Messenger RNA from Syngnathus typhle (broad-nosed pipefish), 3544 nucleotides. It is a transcript of the gene gne, whose product is annotated as glucosamine (UDP-N-acetyl)-2-epimerase/N-acetylmannosamine kinase. The transcript has 16 exons. Gene Ontology annotation, biological process: UDP-N-acetylglucosamine metabolic process. Gene Ontology annotation, molecular function: hydrolase activity, hydrolyzing O-glycosyl compounds; UDP-N-acetylglucosamine 2-epimerase activity; N-acylmannosamine kinase activity. NCBI's taxonomy places the organism in Eukaryota, Metazoa, Chordata, Actinopteri, Syngnathiformes, Syngnathidae. The record is from RefSeq and is a predicted model, not a curated record. The coding region runs from base 425 to 2677 and encodes 750 amino acids.
UUCUCCUCGCCUCCCUGCACAUUUAUGCUUAGCAAUUUAACACAUUUGAAUAGCAGUACAAAUAGACUGAAGGGUUAAAAACGACAUAGGUGGUGACUGGUUGAAGAUCUUGUCGUGGAGGGAUGGAAAAGCCUUGUGGUUUUGUGUGCAAAAACCCCCAUUUUUGGUGUACAAGGCACGUGGCAAACAAGAAUUGGAAGGCCUAGGAUGACUAUUAUGACGGAGGGACGAGGACUGAAGGUUGCCCAGGUUGGGGACGAAGUACAGAGGACAGACUGACAAAAUUUGAGUUUUUCACCAUCCUGAACCUUGUUCCAGUCUUGCUGCCGCUAUGUGAUAUGCUGUGGGAGUUUGCAUUCUAGUCCGAUGUACAACAAAAGACAUACGUCAGAGGGGAAACAUUGUCAUUCCACUUUUCCACUCCAUGAUGCCUAAUCGGCUCAAAAGCGAGGAGUUGUACUACAAGAGGAUGCAAAGCAGAGAGAAAAAGAAAAGGGAAAAGAUGGACAAUCUGAAUCAGUGUAAGAAGAGGCUGAGGGUGUGCGUGGCGACAUGCAACAGGGCUGACUACUCGAAACUGGCCCCAAUCAUGUUUGGGAUCAAAUCUCACCCUGAUGACUAUGACUUGGAUGUAGUGGUCCUUGGUUCACAUCUUAUUGACGAUUAUGGGAACACUUUUCGUAUGAUUGAGCAGGAUGACUUUGACAUCAGCUCCAAACUGCACACGAUUGUAAGAGGGGAGGAUGAAGCAGCCAUGGUGGAGAGUGUUGGACUUGCUCUGGUCAAACUUCCUGAUGUGCUACAAAGAUUACGCCCAGAUAUUGUCGUUAUCCAUGGAGAUCGUUUUGAUGCGCUAGCUCUAGCAACUUCAGCCGCACUGAUGAACAUUAGAAUACUUCACCUAGAGGGAGGAGAGGUGAGCGGCACAAUUGAUGACUCAAUCCGCCACGCCAUCAGUAAAUUGGCCCAUUACCAUGCCUGCUGCACACGAAGGGCAGAGCAACACCUCAUUUCCAUGUGUGAGGACCACUCUCGGAUCUUACUGACUGGCUGUCCCUCCUACGAUAAGCUGCUGUCACCCUAUAACCGUGAAGACUAUCUGGAUAUCAUCAAGAGCUGGUUGGGCGACAAUGUGAAGGAUCAUGACUACAUUGUGGCGUUGCAGCACCCAGUCACCACUGACAUUCAGCACUCUAUUAAGAUCUAUGGACUUAUGUUGGAUGCACUUAUCUCCUUCAAUAAAAGGACACUCAUCCUCUUUCCCAACAUUGAUGCUGGAAGUAAGGAAAUGGUGCGUGUAAUGAGAAAAAAGGGCAUUGAGACACAUCCCAACUUCCGGGCAGUGAAGCACAUCCCCUUUGAGCAGUUCAUUCAACUGGUAUGCCAUGCCGGCUGCAUGAUUGGGAACAGCAGCUGUGGUGUGCGAGAGGCCGGGGCCUUUGGCACACCGGUCAUCAACCUGGGAACGAGACAAACAGGCAGAGAGACGGGUGAAAAUGUUCUGCAUGUGAGGGAUGCUGACUCUCAUAGUAAGAUCUACCAUGCUCUGCAGCUGCAGUUUGGAAAGCGAUACCCUUGUUCUAAGAUCUAUGGUGAUGGAAACGCUGUUCCUCGCAUUCUCAAGUUCUUACAAUCCAUUGACCUGGAUAAGCCCCUUCAGAAGACUUUCUGCUUUCCUUUGGUGAAAGACUCCAUAUCCCAAGACAUUGAUCACAUCCUGGAGAAACAAAGUGCUUUGGCUGUGGACCUUGGCGGAACCAAUCUCAGAGUAGCAAUUGUUUGCUCCCAGGGUAUCGUAGUGAAGAAAUAUACUCAACCAAAUCCAAAGACCUUUGAGCCCAGGAUGCAGCUCAUAUUGAAAAUGUGUGAACAUGCCAUGCAAGAUGCAGUGUCUCUCAACUGUAGAAUUUUGGGAGUUGGAGUAUCCACUGGUGGGCGCGUAAACCCACAAGAGGGUGUGGUACUGGACUCAACAAAGUUAAUUCAGGAGUGGACGUCUGUGGAUUUGAGAACGCCCAUCUCAGAUGCCUUCCACCUGCCCGUCUGGGUGGACAAUGACGGAAACUGUGCUGCCUUAGCCGAAAGGAAGUUUGGUCAUGGAAAAGGAGUGGAGAAUUUUGUCACAGUCAUCACAGGAACAGGUAUCGGAGGAGGGAUUAUCCAGCACAACGAGUUGAUCCAUGGCAGUACAUUUUGCGGCGCCGAACUAGGUCACAUCAUGGUGUCGUUAGACGGACCGGAGUGUUCGUGUGGAAGCCGAGGAUGCAUCGAGGCUUACGCUUCUGGUCUGGCCCUGCAGAGAGAGGCCAAAAAAAUGAAUGAUGAUGAACUAUUGAAAGGGGAGGGAUUGGCUCUGAAACAGUCUGAGCCCAUCACUGCCGCUCACCUCAUCAGUGCAGCAAAACUGGGGAAUGCUAAAGCUGUAGCUAUUCUCAACAAGGCCUCCACGGCUCUAGGUGUCGGCAUUAUCAACAUCCUGCAUACACUCAACCCCUCACUUGUGAUCCUAUCUGGUGUCUUGGCCUCCAUCUACGAAGAGCCGGUGAAUCACCUCAUUGCUAGUAAAGCCCUCUUACCAGCUCAGAGUACCAAGGUGGUAACGUCAGACUUGGAAGAACCCGCUUUACUAGGAGCGGCGAGCAUGGUGUUAGACUAUGCUACGAGAAGGACUUAUUAAACGACACACUUGUCUCUUGAUUCCUUGUGCCAUCAAGAAGACAUCGUCUUGAAGUUGAUUUUCCAAACAUAUGUUAACAUAUCUAAAUCCAAUUUAUAAAAAUGAAAAAUGCCUUUUCUGUCGUUUCCUGUUUGGUGAUAUGUUGUGUUCAGGAAAAUGAAACCAAUUCACACUAGUUUAAAAUUAAUUGAUCCUUAAUCAAAGGUUGCCUGGAUACGUAUUUCUUGUGUCAAGUGGAUCCAUUGUGCAUUCUUCUAUCACAUAAAAUCUUUUUUGAUUUCCGGAUUUUUAAAAAAAGCAAGUAGUUUGUUUUUUACAAAAAAAACAUAGCAUAACAACAUACUCCAAGCAGGAAUUUGCUUCUGUUUGUAAAAUAAUAGCCAGUGGUCCAUUGAGAAGGUUCUUUUGCCAAUGACCACAUUUUUGCUAGAUAUAUCUUUCAAUCUCUUUCUGUAUCGCUUCCUGUUUCACUUUUCUACAAACAUUUAUCCCCUACUGAGAUGAUUACAAUAUAACAUCAUAGUUCCAUGUCUUACCAGUCAUUCUUUGAAGACUGGAAUGAGUUAAGUAAUGAUAUUCUAGUUGCUUGUCUCAAAGAGUGUAGUAACAAUUAAUGUACAAUUUAAUUUAAUUAUUAAAUUAUAGGCUGAAUAAUCACGUGACUGAAACUUUAUUUUUGCUGCUAUGGAGGAUACAGUGGUACACAUUGUAUGUAUACUUAUAAUGUACUGCCGUUGUUUGUUUUAAUUUGGUUAAUGAUGGUCCAAGUGAGUACACAAUGAAAGGGUUAUAUUUAAAAUGCCUACCUUCAAGGUAGUCAUUUAACAAUAUAUAUGUAUUUGAAUAAAAGAGAAUAUUUGGGGUGUG